Lobosporangium transversale is the source of this 1709-nucleotide messenger RNA. Its product is annotated as HotDog domain-containing protein. Lineage: Eukaryota; Fungi; Mortierellomycota; Mortierellomycetes; Mortierellales; Mortierellaceae. The transcript is spliced from 6 exons. Gene Ontology annotation, cellular component: mitochondrion. The record is from RefSeq and is a predicted model, not a curated record. Gene Ontology annotation, molecular function: fatty acyl-CoA hydrolase activity. The coding region runs from base 110 to 1666 and encodes 518 amino acids. Gene Ontology annotation, biological process: acyl-CoA metabolic process.
UUUUUUUUUUACGAUUCCACAUUGCUCUUCACAUUCUUCAUUCCAUUUAUUUUUCUUUCCAACACAUUAUUACAAGUACAUUCUAUCUCUCCUCAUUUUUUUCUUCAGCAUGUACGCCUCCCGCGCAAAAACAACAUUCUCCACCCUCACUUCUACUAUUAUAAAGCGUCCCUUUUACACGAGGAGGCUGCUUUCCUCGAGCCGCAAUGCUCAAAAGGACAAGAUUGUACCUGAAGUCACUCAGCCAUCCGCCCACAAUGUACUCUCAAAAACAACUUCCCCUUCUAAUGCCCCAACGGCCUCAUUGCUCAACAAGGAGUCAAUCGAGAAGUCUCAAAAGGAUCUCUCCGAUCAACUUGGAAGCAGUCAGGCGGGCAAAAUUCUUGCAACAUUGAACUCCUCCAAUCUAACAGGUCCUAAUGGUAAAGUCUUUACUGUAAGGCCAUUAACCUCAUGGAUUGACAAGCUUGCAAGUGAGCAUGGGUCUCCCGGUGCCCACUUUGUACCCAACAAUAACUUGGAUUCAUCUCAACAGCCAAAAAAGUAUCAGAAACGCGAACUGGUUCUCAAGUCUAUGGAGGAUUCUUACACAGAGAUCAUCCUACCCUUCAAGUCUGAUAAGGCACUUCUGGAGGAGUACAUCAACGUGGGUGGAACACUGAGGCACGGAAAGAUUAUGGAAGAUCUAGAUGCAUUGGCUGGGGCUAUUGCCUACAAGCAUGCGGAUGAUGGUAAACCCGAUAGCUCGCCCAUCACUAUCGUAACCGCCUCUGUUGACAGGAUUGAUUUGUUGAAGCCUUUGGGUGUUAGUGACAUUCGUCUCUCCGGUCACGUUACAUAUGUUGGAUACAGUUCUAUGGAGAUUUUUAUGAAGAUGGAAGAAAUCUCGGCAGAAAAGCCAGAAGAACGAGGUGAUACUAUCUUGGUCGCAAGAUUCACCAUGGUUGCUAGGGAUUCACUCACCGGCAAGGCUGCUCAAAUAAAUCCGAUGUUGCUCAGCAAUGACACUGAGAAAAAGUUGUACCAGAUGGGAGAAGAUCACAAGGCUAAGAAGCGCUUGGCAGCAGAUGCUGCACUGACAAAGCGUCCCCCAACAGAGGAAGAGCGUUUCUUGAUCCAUGACCUCUACCUAGAGUAUUCGGAAUAUGAAAACCCACAUUCCAAGACCAAAAAGCCGGAUAAUGUUGAAUGGAUGUCUGAUACGAAGAUGAGUGCCAUCCAUAUUAUGCAGCCCCAAGACCGUAAUAUUCAUGACAAGGUUUUCGGUGGGUACCUGAUGCGUUUGGCCUACGAACUUGCGUUUUGUAAUGCCUCGAAGUUUAUUUCAUCUCGCCCAACAUUCUUGGCUCUGGAUGAGAUUUCAUUCCGCAAGCCUGUUCCGAUCGGAACGUUCUUGGAGCUAGACUCCCAGAUUGCAUACGCAGAAGGCGGGGACCAUCAUUCAUUUCAAGUCAUGGUCAAAGCUGAUGUGUUGAACGUUAGUAAGAAAACCAGGGAGACGACCAACACAUUCUGGUUCACGUUCACGGAUCCAGUCAAGGGCACUCCCAAGAUCAUGCCCAAGACCUAUGCAGAGUCAAUGUUGUACCUUGAAGGCAAGCGUAGGAGGAUGAUUGGAAGCAAGCUGGCCGGUGUUAGUAGGAAAAACCUAGGUCUGCGGGACUAGGAAGAGGAAACGGUCAGGAUAUAUAUAAAAAACCUCUUUAGAC